UACAGGUAGAAGAUACAGACAGCAUAGAUAUAUCAGAAUUAGAGCUCAGAUUUAGCAAUUCACCUCUUUGUCUAAAAGUCUGAUCUCUCUCUUCAAAUCAGAGAGAGAGAAUGGACAGUGUGUUUUCUGUGGACGACAUUGCAGAUCAGCUGUGGUCAUCGCCGCCGCCGAUGCGUUUGUCUCAUGAAUUGGAUUCAUCUUCCACCACGUCGUCAUCGAAGAUGAUGAACAGGAGCUCGUCGGAAUGGGCUUUUCAGCGAUUCCUUCAAGAGGCCACAGCCGCCGACACUACUACUUCCUCGUCUUCUUCGCAGCAGAUCAAGGAUCAGACGCUUAGUCAGAAUUUAAUCGCUGAUCAACCGAAGCCGCCUAUGUCCAAUACGGCAUCGUUUGGCUCCGAACCUCCUCCAAAUAUUCCGAUUGAUUCCGAUGAAUACCAAGCUGUCCUCAAAAAACGCCUUGAUUUGGCUUGCGCCGCCUUCGCUUUGACUCGUGCAAACUGUGUAAAACCUCAAGAUUCAGUUUCUUUGCCAUCCGAAAAAGGAUCACUGUCGGCUACUGCAUCACAAUCUGGAUCUCAGGUUCCUCCAAAAGCAGGAUUUGGACAGGAAUUGGCAAAAGUUCAAGAUAAGGAUGCUGAUGAGCCAGUUGGAAUACCCCCCUUGCCUGCAGUGCAGAAGAAACCUGGGAUCCAGGUAAGAUCAACAACAAGUGGUUCAUCUGGGGAGCAAUCAGAUGAUGAUGACGCUGAAGGAGAAACAACUCAAUCAACAGAUCCAACUGAUGUGAAACGAGUGAGGAGAAUGCUAUCCAAUAGAGAAUCAGCUAGACGCUCCAGAAGAAGAAAGCAGGCCCAUCUGACAGAAUUAGAGACACAGGUCUCUCAAGUAAGAGUAGAAAACUCCUCUUUAUUGAAACGCUUUACUGACAUAAGCCAGAAAUACAAUGAAGCAGCUGUUGAUAAUAGAGUAUUGAAAGCAGAUGUUGAGACAUUGAGAGCAAAGGUGAAGAUGGCUGAAGAAACUGUUAAAAGAGUUACUGGGUUAAACCCGCUAUUCCAAGCUAUGUCUGAGAUAUCCACAAUGAUGAUGCCAUCUUUCACUGGCAGUCCUUUUGACUCAUCAGCAGACGCUGCUGUUCCUGAACAAGAUGACCCCAGACAUCACUACUAUCAAGCACCGGAAAAUAGUCAUAUGCCCAAUCAUACUCCUAGAAUGCAAAAUGGUAUGAUAGAUAUUCCUUCCAUGGAAAAUGCACAUCAGAGUUCUGCAGCAGAAGCAAUCGGGGGCAAUAAGAUUGGCAGAACUUCUUCAAUGCAGCGGGUGGCUAGCUUGGAGCAUCUGCAGAAGCGCAUGCGUGGAGAAGCGAGUACUUGUGGAACCCAAUGCGGGAAAGAGCAAUAGCGACUUAGUAAGCAGAAGAGUUAACAACUGCAAGAUAUUUCACAUAAAAAUAUUGUAAAAGAAUACAUAUCAUAUCACUUUGAAAAAAUAUAUAUCUUUCUUAGCAUAAUGAGUCUAUCUGAGGCAGAAACUGACUAUUCUGUAUACCAAUGUCUUUUUGA
Messenger RNA from Nicotiana attenuata, 1564 nucleotides. RefSeq names its product light-inducible protein CPRF2-like. Gene Ontology annotation, molecular function: DNA-binding transcription factor activity. The record is from RefSeq and is a predicted model, not a curated record. Gene Ontology annotation, biological process: regulation of DNA-templated transcription. Bases 111 to 1403 code for a protein of 430 amino acids. Lineage: Eukaryota; Viridiplantae; Streptophyta; Magnoliopsida; Solanales; Solanaceae. The transcript is spliced from 6 exons.